GGUAAAGUGGCAGUCGGCUCUUCCAGCCCCGUUGUCGCAGCUUCGUUACCAGCCCCAUCCCAGGCCAGACACACACCCAUCAGCGAGGGGGAGAUCUUCAAGCUUCCAGGCAGGCUGAGAAUCCAGCCCUCACUGUGGAGCAAGGAUGACGUGAUCCACUGGCUAAGAUGGGCUGAGAAAGAGUAUUCCCUUCGGCAAACCGACGAAAGCAAGUUUGAAAUGAACGGCAAAGCCCUGUGCAUCCUCACCAAGGAUGACUUCAGAUACCGAGCUCCGAGCUCAGGUGACGUGUUAUAUGAAAUACUCCAGUACAUUAAGACGCAAAGAAGAGCUCUGGUGUGCAGCCCGUUGCUGAACUCAGCCUUCAGAGAAGCCAGAAGCACAGAGGAAGACUGCAGGUUGCUGUGGGAUUACGUGUACCAGCUCCUCUCUGACAGCCGCUAUAAGCCUUACAUCAAGUGGGAAGACGAGGAAGCCAAGGUCUUCCGGGUCGUUAACCCAAACGGACUUGCCCAGCUCUGGGGGAACCACAAGAACCGGAUGAACAUGACAUAUGAGAAGAUGUCACGAGCGCUCAGACAUUACUACAAACUCAACAUCAUCAAAAAGGAGCCAGGGCAGAAGCUGUUGUUCAGGUUUUUGAAGACUCCUGGGGAGAUCAUCCAUGAGAAAUCCAGCAAACUGGAGCAGCUGGAGAAUGAGGACCAUGAGGAUUUGAAAGAAGACCCACUGGAGGUUUCACUGUAA
Fulmarus glacialis (Northern fulmar) is the source of this 747-nucleotide messenger RNA. RefSeq names its product ets variant 7 (gene ETV7). The annotation marks the transcript as partial. The transcript is spliced from 6 exons. The record is from RefSeq and is a predicted model, not a curated record. Gene Ontology annotation, biological process: regulation of transcription by RNA polymerase II; cell differentiation. NCBI's taxonomy places the organism in Eukaryota, Metazoa, Chordata, Aves, Procellariiformes, Procellariidae. Gene Ontology annotation, cellular component: nucleus. Gene Ontology annotation, molecular function: sequence-specific DNA binding; DNA-binding transcription factor activity, RNA polymerase II-specific.